AUGACAGCGCCAUUGUGGCAAGAUAAGAAUGAAAAAAACCACACUGUUAGAGGAGCGUUAUCAACGGAUAUGACCAGUAACAUUUUGACUAGCACUAAUCCAAGUUCAAACGAAGGAAACUCCAGAAGUUCUUCCGUAGUCAACGUACGGUCCGAAGCAGUAGUUGAUACGCCUGUUCAUGGCAGCAGCACUAGGAAGAGGCUUGCAUGCACCAAUUGUAGAAAUAGAAGGAAAAAAUGUGACUUGGGUUUUCCCUGUGGAAACUGUUCUAGAUUGGAGUUGGUCUGUAAUGUUAAUGAUGAAGAUCUAAGAAAGAAACGUUAUACCAAUAAAUACGUUAAAUCUUUAGAGAGCCAUAUUGCUCAGUUAGAGACCAAUUUAAAAAAUCUCGUUCAAAAGAUCUACCCCGAUGAUGACCAAAUGCUGAACCGAAUGAUGGUUGGAGACGUAAUGUCAGCUUUUCCCAAUAGUUCUCAAAUCCCAAUUGACUAUACUGAUCAAACUCCCCCACUUCCAAUUCCUGCGACUAGAGGUACAUUCAUCAUUGGCAAUGAUAAGGUUAAUCAAACACUGUCGUCCUUUGGCAAACAGACAGCAACAUCUACUUUAACCUCGGGAUUUCUCAACUCCCAAAAGCAGGAGCUUACUGAAUCUCUUGAUGACCGAUUACUUUUACCAAGAUCAUUAACACCACAAGGCGAAAAAAAGAAGAAGCCAUUAGUGAAAGGGAGUCUCUAUCCUGAAGGGCCAGUGAGUUAUAAACGGAGACAAUCGACAAAGUCAGACAUUUUGUUAUCGGCGUCUUUAUUAGAAACAUCUGCAGACUCAACCGUCUUUUCUGAUGGAAUAAAAGCGAAUAAUUCCACAUCGGCGAAUCGCGAAUUCAAAAAGCGUAUAUCUGACUUGAAGACAACUGUAAUUGUGAGAGGAUUGAAUGAUGAUAAUCCUAACUCUCUCAAUAACGAUCCCAGGAUUUUAAAAUCUCUUUCCAAUUUUUAUAAAUGGUUAUAUCCCGGUUAUUUUAUUUUCGUUCACAGGGAAAGUUUUCUUUAUGGAUUUUUCAACCACUCCAAAAACAAUUAUGAAGAUUCUAAUUAUUGUUCUGUAGAAUUGAUUUACGCUAUGUGCGCAGUUGGUUCCAGGCUUACACCGGAUCUACAUGAAUAUUCGGAAAUAUUCUAUCAACAAAGUAAGAAAACUCUAUUACAGCUCGUCUUUGAUGAACAAAGCACAGCCCGUAUUACUACAGUACAAGCGUUAUUCUGUUUGGCUUUUUACGAGUUGGGGAAGGGGAAUAACCAAUUAGGUUGGUAUUUUUCUGGUCUGGCUAUCAGGGUGGGCUAUGAUAUGGGGUUCCAACUAGACCCUAAAGUCUGGUACGUUGAUGAUAACAAUUUUCAGUUGACACAGAGUGAAUUAGAAAUAAGAUCAAGAAUCUACUGGGGUUGCUAUAUAGCGGAUCACUUUAUCUGCUUGAUGUUAGGUAGGACUUCCACGUUAAGUGUCAGUAACUCCACCAUGCCAGAAUCAGAUGAAUUACCAGAAGUGAACGGUACAGAAGAGUUCAGAUUUAUUGGAAGGCACGUUUUACAGAUAUCGUUGCCGUUGAAAAACUUGAUAAUUCUAUCAAGGCUAGUGCAAAUAUUUACCUCCAAAAUAUUCAUCGAAUCGGAAGACAUAGCGCAGAAGCUAAAUUAUUUGAACACUUUCAAUUCUCAGGUGUAUAAUUGGAGGCAAUCUCUACCGGAAUUUUUACAAUGGUCUAAGGCCCUCAUUGAAAAUGAUGAUGUUUCCACAGAUCCCACUAUAUCGUACUUCUGGUACUGCUACUAUAUAGUACGACUUACCUUCAAUAAGCCAUUUAUAGAAGACUCCCGAGAGUCGGAAACAGUGGUUAUUGAGAUUAUUGAUGACUUAAAAACUUUACUAGACAAUUUUGGCAAAAAAUUCGGAAACUAUACCAAGGGAAACCUUUAUCAACUUUAUGCGUGCCUAUUGGCCAUCAACUGCUUGAAGAAGCUAAAAGAGACACGUUCCAGUGAGCAAGACUCGUGGAACGCACAAUUAGACUUUUUCAAUCGUAUUUUCUAUGCACGACUAUACCCGGCAUACGAUCUGCCGAAAAAACUACAAGAAGACACUGAACUGGAAACAGAACAAGAAAAUCAGACAUUGAAUCAAGUUGGCAAUAUAAACUACACACACGACUUCUCACUCUCUCAUGAGAUCGACGAUCUUAUCAGAGAGCUCUUUGGGGUGGGCACACCUCAAAAACUUUGA
Molecule: messenger RNA, 2280 nt
Organism: Saccharomyces kudriavzevii IFO 1802
Lineage: Eukaryota; Fungi; Ascomycota; Saccharomycetes; Saccharomycetales; Saccharomycetaceae
Gene: TEA1
Product: Tea1p
Exons: 1
Coding region: 1-2280 (759 amino acids)
Biological process (GO): regulation of DNA-templated transcription; DNA-templated transcription
Molecular function (GO): DNA-binding transcription factor activity, RNA polymerase II-specific; zinc ion binding; DNA binding
Source: RefSeq, a predicted model, not a curated record